Messenger RNA from Effrenium voratum, 3531 nucleotides. The record is from the annotation of a GenBank genome assembly. NCBI's taxonomy places the organism in Eukaryota, Dinophyceae, Suessiales, Symbiodiniaceae.
AUGGCCGCCACGCCGGUCGCCGAGCCGGGCGAGCGGAACAUCUUCCGCAUCCCGCGCGCCGGCGAUGUGCGCAUGCAGACGCUGACGCGGGCGGGCGGCGAGACGGGCUGGCCCUUCACCGUCGAUGAAGGGCUCUUGAUGUGCGUGUUCGUGGCCGGCCGGCCGACCGUCUAUUUCGCCGUCGUCGAAGAGCAUGACGAAUGGCACGAGGACCCGCCGGUGCGGAUGGUGAUCGUGUCGACCGAUCCGUUCGACGCGACGCUCGCCAACAUGGCCGUCAACGACCUGAUCGUCGAGACCGGCGGGCCUGCGGAGCGCAUGGCGCUGUUCGCGCCGUUCGAGCGAAUGGGACGGCGGCUAAUUGUAGGAAAGCCGAUGCUGUUGAUCCAUUGCCCCUAUUGCGGGGAAGCGCGCCCGGAGAUCGAGUUCCGCCACGCCGGCGAGGCCCAUAUCGCCCGGCCCGCCGACAUCGCCUCGCUGACCGACGAGGAGUUUUCGCGCUUCUUCUUCUACCGCGACAACCCCAAGGGCAUCACGUUCGAGCGCUGGCGGCACUUGCAUGGCUGCGCGCGUUUCUUCAACGCCGCGCGCGACACGGUGACCGACAAGUUCCUCGUCACCUACCCGGCGGGCGAAGCGAAGCCGGACCUGGUCGAGGCGGCCAACGAGAAUGCGAAGGGGCCCAACCGCGUCGACGGUGCCGGGCGUCUGACGCCGGCCAAUCCGGUCCGGUUCAGCUUCGACGGCGAGACCUAUCACGGGCUCGCCGGCGACACGCUGGCCUCGGCGCUGCUGGCCAACGACAUUCACCUUGUCGGCCGGUCGUUCAAAUAUCACCGGCCGCGCGGCAUCCUGACCGCCGGGCCCGAGGAGCCGAACGCGCUGGUCGGCAUUGCGCGCGGCGCGGCCCGCCGGCAGCCCAAUGUGCGCGCCACGGUGCAGGAAAUCCAUGACGGGCUCGACGCGACCAGCCAGAACCGCUGGCCGUCGCUGACCGCCGAUGUCGGCGAAGUGAACGACUGGAUGUCGCCGGUGUUCGCGGCGGGCUUUUACUACAAGACCUUCAUGUGGCCGAAAAAGGCCUGGGACACGGUCUAUGAGCCGAUCAUCCGGCGCGCGGCGGGCCUUGGCGUCGCGCCCGAUCAGCCGGACCCGGACCGCUAUGCGGCGCGUUACGCCCAUUGCGACGUUCUGGACGGCCAUCGGUGGGCGACCGAAACGGCGGCGAAGCUGGCGGCGAUGGACAAUGUGCGCGUGCUGCCGAGGACGACCGCGUUCGGCUAUUAUGCGCAGAACUUCGUCGCGCUCGCCGAACGGCUGACCGACCAUCUGGACGAGCCCGCCCCCUCCAUGGCGCGUGAGCGGCUUUGGCAGGUUCGGGCCAAGCGCGUGGUCAUCGCUACCGGCGCCAUCGAGCGGCACAUGGUGUUCGCCAACAAUGACCGGCCGGGCAUCAUGCUGGCUUCGGCGGCGCGGCAUUAUCUGAACCAUUACGGCGUUUUGAUCGGCCGCACGGUCGGCGUCUACACGGCCAACGAUUCAGCCUAUGCGGCGGCGUUCGAUCUCAAGCGCGCCGGCGCGGAGAUCGCGGUCAUCGCCGAUAUCCGCCAAACGGUCGAUCCAGCGCUGCUGGAAGAGGCGGGCCGGCUCGGCAUCCGCGUUCUCACCCAUCACGCGGUGGUCGCCGCCGGCGGCAAGCUGCGGGUCUCGUCCAUCGUCGUCCGGCCGUGCCGGGGCGGCAGCCGUCAGGUGAUCCCGGUCGAUGCGCUGAUCAUGUCGGCGGGCUGGACGCCGUCGGUGCACCUGUUCUCGCAAUCGCGGGGCAAGCUGCGGUUCGACGAGGACGGCCAGCGCUUUCUGCCCGGUGAAUAUGCGCAGGACUGCGCGUCGGCGGGGGCCUGCAACGGCGCCGCAAACCUGGCCGCAACGGUGGAAGAGGGCCUUGCGGCGGGCGAAGCGGCGGCCAAAGCCGCCCGACCCAAGGCCACGGCAAAACCACUCUCGAUCAAGGCCGAGUCCGGCGGCUCGUGGGACGGGCUGAUGCUCGGCGCCGGGCCGAACCCGGAGGCGGGCAAGGUGGUCAAGGCGUUCGUCGAUUUCCAGAACGAUGUCACCGAAAAGGACAUUCGGCUGGCGGUGCGCGAGGGCUUCCAUUCCAUCGAGCAUGUCAAGCGCUUCACCACCAACGGCAUGGCGACCGACCAGGGCAAACUGUCCAACAUGCACGGGCUGGCGAUUGCCGCCGAGGCGCUCGACCGGCCAAUACCCGAAGUGGGGCUGACGACCUUUCGCGCGCCCUAUACGCCGGUGACCUUCGGCACGAUCGUCGGCCAUGGGCGCGGCGCGCUGUUCGACCCGACCCGGCGCACGCCGAUGCAUGAGAGCCACGAACGGGCGGGUGCGGUGUUCGAGGAUGUCGGCCAGUGGAAGCGGCCCUGGUACUAUCCGCGCGCCGGCGAGGACAUGGCGGCGGCGGUCAACCGCGAAUGCGUCACGGUUCGCAAAAGCGUCGGCAUGUUCGAUGCCUCCACGCUCGGCAAGAUCGAAGUGGUCGGCCCGGACGCGGCGGCGUUCCUGCACCUGAUCUACACCAACCCGUUCAUGAAGCUCGGCGUCGGCCGGCUGCGCUAUGGCAUCAUGUGCCGCGAGGACGGCUUCAUCUAUGACGAUGGCGUGGUCGGGCGGAUCGCCGAGGACCGUUUCCAUGUGACGACGACCACCGGCGGCGCGCCGCGCGUCCUCAAUCACAUGGAGGACUAUCUGCAGACCGAAUUCCCGGAGAUGAAGGUCUGGCUGACCUCGACAUCGGAACAAUGGGCGGUGAUCGCGCUGCAGGGUCCGAAGGCGGCGGAAGUGCUCGCGCCGUUCGUCGGCGGCUUGGAUCUGUCGAAGGAGGCGCUGCCCUUCAUGAGCGUUGCCGAAGGCACGUUCGCCGGCGUGCCGAUGCGUCUUUUCCGCAUGUCGUUUGCCGGCGAGGACGGCUUCGAGAUCAAUGUGCCGGGCGAUUAUGGCCGGGCGGCAUGGGACGCGCUGCACGACAAGGUCGCCGAGGCCGGCGGCUGCGCCUACGGCACCGAGACGAUGCAUGUGCUGCGCGCCGAAAAGGGCUACAUCAUCGUCGGGCAGGACACGGACGGCACGGUGACGCCGCACGAUGCGGGCCUUUCCUGGGCCGUCGGCAAGGCAAAGGACGAUUUCGUCGGCAUUCGCGGUCUCAAGCGGCCCGAUCUGGCCGGCGGGGGGCGGCGGCAGCUUGUCGGCCUGAGAUCGAAGGACGGCAGCACCGUGCUCGACGAAGGCGCGCAGAUCGUCGCCGAUCCGAACCAGCCGCCGCCGAUGGACAUGAUCGGCUGGGUGUCGUCCUCCUACUUGUCGGACAAUUGCGGCGGGCCGAUCGCCAUGGCGCUGGUCGAGGGCGGGUUCGACCGGAUGGGCGAGACGCUUUACGUGCCGAUGCCGGACGGCGUCGUCGAGGUCGAAGUGCGCGACACCAAUUUCUGGAACCCGGACGCGGAGUCAGACAAUGGCUGA